Messenger RNA from Acanthochromis polyacanthus (spiny chromis), 7027 nucleotides. It is a transcript of the gene mapk4, whose product is annotated as mitogen-activated protein kinase 4. The transcript has 9 exons. Gene Ontology annotation, molecular function: ATP binding; MAP kinase activity. The coding region runs from base 1755 to 3947 and encodes 730 amino acids. Lineage: Eukaryota; Metazoa; Chordata; Actinopteri; Pomacentridae. The record is from RefSeq and is a predicted model, not a curated record. Gene Ontology annotation, cellular component: nucleus; cytoplasm. Gene Ontology annotation, biological process: intracellular signal transduction; protein phosphorylation; cell surface receptor signaling pathway.
ACAGACAGAUGGGGAGAGGGAGAGAGAAAGUGGGGAGUAAAAGAGGGAGAUUUAGUAGGGCCACUUUAACCGUGCGUGCUGCAGUGUCUGAGAGAGUCACCACUCGGGUGUGUUGGAUGCACCUGAAGCGGGGUGAUCCCUCCUCUCCUCUCCUCCCUCCUUCUCAUCACUCCUGACAGAGCAGCGGACAGUCGCCCACAAUAAGCGGCUCUGUAGCAGCCUCCGGCUUAUCUCAUCUCCGCGGAUCGCCCCCGGUGCCGACCCGCACCGACUCUCCCCUGCUGGAUCAUCCUCAAUCACAGAAACACAAGGGACAGAGAGGAAGAGAGAGAGAUGCUGCCGUGUUUCCACUUUCUUUGCCUUCCAAGGAUCUCUCCCACAUCUCCUCCCCGGAUCUUUGUUUGCGCUCAUCGGGCUGCGGCUGCGUAAAGCUCCGCAGCAGCCACAGUACCAGCAGAUGUGUUGAGUGACCCAGCUAAUAGCAAUGUCUUCCCAUAGAGGCCACGGCUUGAUGCUGAAAUCCCUACAUUCAUGAGAAGGCAACAGGAAGCCGAUUACUGAGGGAUUAAACGCAUGUACACAUAUGCACAUGCACACACAGAGGAUACAGCAGUUCCAGGAUUUGACUGCCAUCCAUCUGUGGAUCUCGCUCUGAAUGAACUUGUCUGACUGACUGAGACGCUCUCUGGUAUCAUGGAAGAAGAGGAGGAGCCCACAGAGUCUCAUUGAAUUCAAAACACAUGACCCCCCACCUCCCUCCUCCUGCCUCACCGUCAAAGGCUUUGACUGCUCGAUGAGAAAUUAUACACUUGUAACAAACAGCCGAGCGUGCAGAAAGAGAGAGGAAGGCAGAGCCUACCAUCCGCCUGCUGCUGUCCCAUGAUGCAUCAACACUUGUAAGAGCAGAAUCAGCCACACAGAGGGCUGUUUCUAUGGAUACCCCUGCCCUGGGUUGUAUUAAUAAGACUCACUGAUAUUCUGACUAUCUGUGCAUAAAGAAUAUACAGAGAGAGAUUAGAAGUACAUCUUUCAGCAGAAUACAGCAUAACAAAAAAACUGCAGGAAAGAAAGACAUCACUAUCAAGUGUCAAGAGGAAGAUGUUGAAGGAAAAAAUGUCCUAUUUUUAACCAUGAACUGUAGAUGAUUUUCCAUCACAUGCUUAAACAUGUGGCCGUGAGAUCACUGACUAAACCAAACGUUGGAUUUAUUUCCACUUGGUUUCAUAUAUUUUGAUCCUUUUUGAUAUUCAGCUCUUUGCUCAGAUACUCCUUGUUCUAAAAACAUCAAAGAUGAUGAAAAAUUUUAAACCUCGUGUCUUCUCAGUUCAGGACAACAUGUGCAAAAGAUGGUUGAUUUGAUAAGGAUUGCGCCACACGGGACCAAAUGAAGAAGAGAAAUGAUGCACAAAGAAACUUAUUCUUAGGCCUGAGGCAAACAUUUUCUAUUCUUGCAAUACUGAGUGUAGCUCAAAAUUCAGCACAGGCCUUUCUUGAUAAAAUAAUCCCAUUUGUGGGCCUGUAGAAUUGCCACCAUUUUCCACAACGCUAGAGUUUUAUCAAUAAGAAUAAAAAGACAUCUACAUGCAGCAGCUACCUAAAGAAAUGUCAGGUCUGUACUCACCAGCAAGAUGUAAUAUUAUGUGCAUAAAAGAACACAAAGAACAUUGUUAAUCUACAGAUUAAAUCCAUCAACCUGUACCAGCCUACCUGGAAUCUGUCUAUCGCCAUCCCUAAUACCUCGACACGGAACAGUCAUGGCCAGACAGGACACCCCUCUCUUUCUCCACGGCUUUGACCUCAGUGGUCACUUUGUUGACCCUCGACCACUCGGCACAGGUGUCACUGGCCUGGUCCUGUCAGCUGUGGACCAGCGAACUGGACAGCGUGUAGCAAUUAAAAAGUUGGUGAUGCGAGAUGCUGUGACGGUGAAACACGCCCUGCGGGAAGUAAAAAUCACCCGCCGACUGCACCAUGAGAAUGUGGUGCGGGUCCACGAGGUUUUAGCACCGCAUGGACGACCGCUUCCCCGAGAUCCAACCCAGCUCAGUGCCCUGUACAUCGUCCAGGAGUGCAUGGAGACGGAUCUGGCUCGACUGCUAGAGCAAGGACCACUACCCACAGGUCACGCUACUCUGCUGUUUUACCAGCUGCUGAGGGGACUCAAGUUCAUUCACUCAGCCAACGUCCUGCACAGAGACCUGAAGCCUGCCAACAUAUUCAUCAACAUGGACCAACUGCUGCUCAAGAUCGGAGACUUUGGGUUGGCCAGAAUAGUCGACCCUCAUUACUCCCAUAAGGGCUAUCUGUCCGAGGGCUUGGUAACUAAGUGGUACUGCUCCCCCCGACUGCUCCUCUCCCCCAACAAUUACACCAAGGCCAUAGACAUGUGGGCUGCCGGCUGCAUACUGGCUGAGAUGCUCACUGGACGCAUGCUGUUUGCAGGAGCUCAUGAGCUAGAGCAGAUGCAGCUGAUUCUGAACUCAGUGCCCGUGCUGAGAGAGGAGGACAGGCAGGAUCUGCUACAGGUGAUGCCUUCAUAUGUCAGUCAUGGAUGGAGAGUCAAGAAACCCUUUUCUGAGCGGCUGCCUGAAGUGGAUGCUCAGGCUGUGGACUUCCUUGAGCGUAUCUUGACUUUUAACCCCAUGGAUCGCCUGACAGCUGAAGCCGCUCUCUCGCACCCCUUCCUGCAGCACUACUCCUGUCCAGAGGAUGAGCCCACCUCAUCGCAUCCGUUCCGCAUUGAGGACGAGCUGGAGGACAGCCUCAUCACUGAGCAGAGCCUCAGCAACAGCAACAGUCAAGCCUCCAGCAUCCACUGGGACAGGUAUGAGAACAGUUUGUCAACAGAUAUGUGCUGGCAGCAAUCGGGUGGAAAGUGUCGCUGCAUGCGUCCUGGCCACGUUACCUCUGACCUGGGAGACACUACAGAGGAAGAAGAGGUGCAGAGGGACCCCCGGGCCACUUCCACAUCACUGCUAGAGGAGGCUCAGGUUGACCCACGCAAAUAUUCCCACAGCAGCUCAGCUGAACGCUUCCUGGAAAACUCUCACUCCUCGCUGGACCGGGUCUGUGGUUUGGGCUACGGGGAGCUGGACUGUGGUCGCUCCUGUGACUAUAAAGUGGGCUCUCCUUCAUAUCUGGAUAAAAUUGCCUGGCGGGAGGGAAAGCCACAGCACUACUCAGAGCCGAAGCUGAUCUUGGAUCUGUCUCACUGGAAGCGUAACACCAACAGCCACCCUGUGCCUGCUGAGCCUAUCGGUGGCAGCAUGGAGGACCUGGGAGAGAUGAAGGAGGAGGAAGCAGAAGAGGAAGAAGAGGAGGAGACGGGGGAUUUAUUCAAGGAAAUCUCUCGCUGGGUGGAGAGCACCCAGUCUCGGCUGCACUCACCCAGUCCAAGUCCUUCCUUGGAGCAACGUUCACCCUCCUACUACACCUCAUCUCCCCCUCUUCCUCUCUCUCCUACUGACCUCCCCACUCCAGUCUUCCACUAUACAGACGUUGUGAGGCAACCAUCGACUGAAUACGAUGAAGGCAGAUUAAGCCCAUUUCCCCCUAUCACAUCCUCCCCUAUCCUCCUCCCCUCACUUCUCCCUUCAUCUCCCACAUCUCUAUUUCCUCCUCAGUCACCUCAAACAGUGUCACCCCCCACCACGCCACAUUUGCCUCCACUAGAGUCUCAACCCCUUUCCUCUACUUCUUCUGUUUCUCAGUCAGUAAAUGCUGACUCCAUGGAAUCUCUUCCUGUCAAGCAAAAAGAGCGUCUGUUUGAUCUGGAUGUGUUCAUAUCCCGAGCGCUGAAACUGUGCAGGCAGAAUAAAGAGAAAACAAACGGGAGGAAAGGGAAAGAGGCAGGGUGGAUGGAAGAAAGCAAACAGCCAAACAUUAACCGAAAGGUACCCAGGCUUCCAGAGCACAGGACUCCCCCGCCACCAACUCCCAACUCUUGAUGCUGAAUUUCAGUUUCAGCUUCACUGCAGUAUAGUGUCAUAAAUGGGUAGCACUUCCAAAUGCUAAUAGUGCUUUACAUAGUGAGGGGUGUCCAUGGUUGAUUAUGCUGCUUAAACAUUAGACCAUAGUGUUAGCAGCUUUUGUCUUUCUGGUACUACUGCAAUGGCACACUACUCGCUGUGACAAUUAAAAAACCCUCACUUCAACAAGCAAUCUUGCAGCUUUGCCAUGAGAUGUUCUCAGGCAAUAAGAGGUCAGAAAGCAUUUGGGUUAAAUAUAAAUAACCUGCAUGCUUUGCAUUGCAAAUAUCAAAGAUUUAUCCGGCAUCAGCAGAUUUAUCAACAAUCAGUUAUUUCAUGUUUUUGGCAAUUGUUGUUUGAUGAGAUUUGGCAGCGACUUCUUGUGUGACAUAAACACAUGCAAAUGACAGAGAGGGAACAGUCAGCUCCUGACAUCCAGGCUAAUACUAUCUGCCACUGGAGAGAGCUCACUUGGUGAAUUUUAGUUUUGUUUUAAAUGGUAAAUGGUCUGUAUUUAUAUAGCGCUUUACUAUACCUGCAAGGUAACCAAAGCGCUUUACAAGAUACUUCACAUUCACCCAUUCACACACUGAUGGCGGAAGCUGCCAUGCAAGGCGCUAACCACAACCCAUCAGGAGCAAUUCGGGGUUAGGUGUCUUGCUCAGGGACACCUUGAGCAUGGCGGGGCGAGGAUCGAACCGGCAACCCUUUGGUUGCAAGACGGCCACUCUACCCACUGAGCCAUGCCGCCCCUUUUAAACUUGUUCUGCUGUACAAGGUCCUUUAUUGUGUGUCAGUCAGUCAGUAAAUUUUCAAUAUGUCAGACAGUCUUCCAAAGGUGAUGUUCACCAAACAAUGACAGUGACGCAGGAAAUGCUUUUUCCAAGAAUCUCUGAAUGUAUUAUCUGAAAAAUUAUCAGUCAUGUUAUACUACAUGGACACUUUUAACGGUUUUAUUUUUUACUGUUUUAACACUCCCACAAUGACUCAAUGAAUUUCGUCACACUACUAAAGUUCUGUAAAUUUGUAUAAGAUUGUUGUCAUAUUUAAUUCUAUAGUAUUUUUCUCAAGAUUUAUAAUGAUAUUCUCAUUUCUCAAAUAAUCACGUAUUCUUUGUUAAAUUUGAGGGCCCACAUUCAUGUUAAUUUGGAGGCUUGUAUUUCGUUUGAAUGUGGAAUGCUCUAUGGUAGUAAUGUAUGGUUAUUUAGCCAACUUUCCUCUUGUUUUGUUUUAAAUACCUUCUUGUCUGCCUAAUGAACCAAACCAGGUCAAUAUACGAUGCUCUGUGUAUGAGAUGGCCUCAUAUGUUCUACAUUAUCCUCACCUAACCAUUAGCCAUCAAAGCUUUAAUGCAAACAAAGGUAGCCUAUAUUUUGGUGAAUGUAGAUCCUUUACAACCUUUAUAGAAAAUGAUUUGUACUCAGAACUUCUCAGUGCUAAUCACUAAACAUAAUACUAUGGAAUGAUAAGAAAUAAAACCUAUAUUUUUAAAUACUUUUCUGUCCAGCAUGCUAGGCAGUAGGCCCUUAUAAUGUUAUUAACAAUAUUUUGGCAUUUGAUGUCUUAAGGUAGCUGGAGCGGGUAAUAGAUUCAGUCAGGUGUACAGUAAGUGAUUAGCAGAUGUUGGCUUGAGCCUCAUAGUUUCUCAGUGGAGUGCAUCUGAUGUUCACUGCAAUUUUAGAACUGGAAAAGCUAUUAGUGAGCAUAUAGAAAAAGCAUUAAAGAUAUUCUGCGGAUCUAGUGCCAAAAAUAAGACAUUUGAAUUAAUGGUUCUAUUCUGUAGACAGAAUCCCACCAUCCCCGUUAAUACUGUUUGAAAAGUAAUGCUCUGAUGUGAGUUUACCAUAGACUGUAUGUCGACUGUUAGCUGUACGUGUACACUGGAGUCCAGGUAUAGGGAGUAUGAGAGGCAAAAUACAGAGAUAUUUAAAAACACACUGCCAGCAACACAAUAGAGUAAGAAUGAUUUAUCACCUUUCAGUCAAGCAUCUGAUACCCAUCUGACUAAACAAAAUGAUACUCAGUCAGAAAUAAAUGUUUCAUGGCUUCUAAAAUUAAUUUGAAUUGUAUUCAUAUAAUACAUACAAGCUGAGCACUGCUCAAAGUUAUGUUUUCAAAUGGUUUUGCAGCUCCUACCUGUUGAUGCACAUACAAAGUUGCUCUAAAACUGUUGAUUUGCAUAAUAUCUGCACCUGUAAUACAAUGCUGUAGCCAACACCCAAAGGUUGUAAGCAAUUCUUCACUUGCACAACAUAGUAUGACUUCCACAGAACCAAGCCAUACAUGAGAAUUGCCAACAGUACAACCGCAGCAAAGUCAGGUAUAUUUGUUUAUAAUCACAGUGAAGCACAUGUAGUGUUACUAGCACAUUUAGAAAUACGGGAUUUCUUUAGCUACAACUGGAACAUAAACCUCCAUUAUGUGCAUUUUUGGCGAUAAUAUGCUUUUUUGCUAUGAAACAUGCCUGAACUGGAUUGCUGGACUAACUGAAAGAAGUGUUCUGUUUAAAAAAAGUACAAUCUGCCCAUCAUAUUGAUCCAGAGAAGUCAGAUAUUGAUUAUAGAUAUUGAUAAUAAUUUUGCUGCAGGCCAACUAAUUCAAAUAAAUUUGAUUUUUAACUUAUACAGGUCUAAUGAUCACAUUUUGCAGUAUACUAUUUCUUCUGCAGGUAAACUAAGCCAGCAAUAACAUCAUUGACAAGUAACACAAACACACUGUAACACGCGUGGUUGCUGAGCCGUACUCAUUCUUUUAAGUGUGUAAAGCAAUGUAGAAAAUGUGCCUCAGUACACCUCAAUGCUUCCAGCUUGCUGAAUGUAACAUAUUCCCUCCUCUCUGCAUGGCUAUUCAAAUAGCUUCAGUGUUGUUGUUUUUAUUACAUGUCACUUUGUGAAACAGUCAGAUUUCUGUGGGCUCUUAUUUCUUUUGUACUCAUGCAGCGAGGCCUCAGAUUUCACAUGAGAAAAGCUGUUUAAGUUUUUAAUGCUCAAUCUCAAUAGUAACUCUUUUUUUGGAAUUUCUGUUUUUGCUGAAAAAUUAAUAAAACAAUCCUGAAACUA